Cydia fagiglandana is the source of this 3427-nucleotide messenger RNA. RefSeq names its product zinc finger protein 181-like. Lineage: Eukaryota; Metazoa; Arthropoda; Insecta; Lepidoptera; Tortricidae. Gene Ontology annotation, molecular function: DNA-binding transcription factor activity, RNA polymerase II-specific; RNA polymerase II transcription regulatory region sequence-specific DNA binding. The record is from RefSeq and is a predicted model, not a curated record. The transcript is spliced from 6 exons. The coding region runs from base 293 to 2932 and encodes 879 amino acids. Gene Ontology annotation, biological process: regulation of transcription by RNA polymerase II. Gene Ontology annotation, cellular component: nucleus.
UAAUGAUUAGGGUCGAGUCGAUUAUUUUAUUUGCACGACAAAGUGUUAAAAGAGUGCAAACGGUACAAAAUUAUCAUUUUUAUAGUUUUCUUUAUUCUGCUUCUAUGUUUAAAUCGUAUCUUUCAUUAAUAGACAUAUAAGACUAUCUGCACGCAGGGCACAAAAACAUGACUACAUGACCAACGCCGGUGUCAUGUUAUCUGUUUGAUUUUAUGUUAAUAAUUCAAACAUAUAAUAGUUAAUAUUCAGUGAAACAAAUGUCUAUGAACUACAUUUACGGUGGGCUAACACGAUGAAAACGCGAUCUAGAACACGUGUAGGUGCUAACACAAUGAAAGCGGGUGAUGAAACAGCGCCGAAGACGAAGACAACAAAGCCGAAGGGGUCGCGGCUGCACCUACUAUAUCAACCUGACGAGAACCCUUUGGUAGUCCCUAAGGUAAUCAGACAGUAUACAAGAAAGAAAAAGGUGGAAUCUGCUGAUUCAGUAAAUAAGCUUGCCAGUACAACCAGUAUAAGUGUGGCUGCUGCAUUAGAGGAUCAAAAUAAUUCCGUACAUCUAGUUGAUAAUCAUGUUAAAAUUAAAGAAGAAAUCAUGGAGAGUUUUCAUGAUAUUGAAAUUAUGGAUGUUGAUGUUGAAAUAGAAAAUCAUGUUAAAACAGAAGAAAGGUCUGAAUCACAGAAUGGAGUUACAGCUGAGGACAAUUAUGUUAAAAUUAAAGAAGAAAAUACAGUUCCGAAUGCAAGUUAUAAUUCAGAUCAAAAUUUUAAUUAUGGUAAAGCAAAUAACCAAGUGGAAAUUAAAGGAAAUAAAGGCACUUUAAUUGACAAUAACUUACACCAAAUUCAUUUAAACAAAAAUGGUGAUACUAUUCAAAUUAAAGAAGAAAGGGAAGAUACACUUUCAGAUGAAAGUGUCAUGAAUAAUGAUGUCUCCAUGAAUUCCAAUCUAAGUGAAACAGUGCAAGAAACUGCAAAAAUCAUUAUUAAAAUAGAACCAGAAAAUUAUUUACAAUAUAUGAACUCAGAACAGAAACAUAUAGAUGGGUUCCGCACAGAUUGUUCGCAAUCUGAAGAAGACAUAGCUGUGGAAAUAAACCCAAAGCCUGAAGAAAUAAAUUGCAAUAAUGUAAAUGGCAAAAUGGAGUCAAUUUAUAGUGAAAAAAACAAUGUGCAGGGCAAGAACAGUCAAGAACUUGCUCCCAUCCUUAAACAAUGGCAGACAUUGAAUGUUCCACAAAAAAAAAUACUGAUUACUGAAGAAAUUCAUAUUAAAGAAGAGGCAAUUAGCGACACUGAGGAUUGUGUUGAGGUAAAGGAUAAGACUCCAGUAACUACUAGCAGCAUUGAAGUAAAAGAUACGACUCCAAUAACUGCUAGCAGUAUUGAAUUAAAAAGUAAGCCUCCAGUAGUUACUAGCAGCAUUGAAGUUAAACAUAAGACUCCAGUAACUACUAGCAGCAAUGAAGUUAAACCUGAGACUCCUGUAACAACUAGCAGCAUUAAAGCUAAACAUAAGACUCCUGUAACAACUAGCAACAUUGAAGUAAAACAUAAGACUCGAGUAACUACUAGCAGUAUUAAAGUAAAAACAAAGACAACAGUAUCUACCAGCAGCAUUGAAGUAAAACAGAACACUCCAAUAACUGCUAGCAGUAUUGGAUUAAAAGAUAAGACUGCAGUAGCUACUAGCAGCAUUGAAGUAAAAGAUAUGUCUCCAGUAGUAAUUAAGAAAAACCCUCUACCAGAAAAAAUAAAAAUAAGAAGAAUUAUGAAUAUGCCUAAAAUUCUGAAAACAUAUGGUAGGAAACAACCAGAUCCAGUUGCAAUGAAGAAAUGUUUUCUUCUUCCUGUUAUCAACCCACCAGCAAAGAUCCUGAGAAUCGUCUCCCAGAAAUUUCCAAAGACCAAAGCUCAAGCGAAUCCAAAAUAUAUUUGUGACAUGUGCAAAGGUAAAUUCAGGAGCAAGGCCAGCAUGAGCGCACACAUGCGGUUCUCACACGGCGUGGUCAUGAAGCAUAUGUGCGUGGUGUGUUCCGCUAGCUUCCCACAUCACUACCUCAUGCUCGCACACUGGCGCGCGCACGCCGGCCCGCCGCUCGAGUGUGAUCUGUGCCCCAAGUCCUUCCAGUCCAAAGACAAAUACGGGGAACAUUUGAAUACCCACCUACGCGAGCGACUCUUCCCUUGCCCGGUGUGUCUCCAGCGAUACCCGGUGCUAUUGCAUUUACAAAGGCACGCCGAGAAGCAUACGCAGGAAGAUACCUUCUCUUGCAAUAUUUGUAAGGAGACCUACCGCUCUCUUAUUGAUUUGAGACGACAUUCCGAGCGCGAUCAUGGGGAAAAAGAAGAAUUUCCCUGCUAUAUUUGUAGCCGGAUUCUUUCCUCGAACGCAGACUUUCUUACUCAUGUAAGUACACAUGAUAACGCGUUCCAUGCGUGCGCUUUCUGUCCCAGUAAAUUCACCGACGCGCAAAAAUGGGAGGAGCACUCCGCUGAACAUAUUGAGAAGAUAGGUAGAGGCGAGUCCAUUGAAAAACCCUACAGCUGCGAAUACUGUAAAAAGUCCUUUGAGUACCAAAGCGUUCUGAAAACACAUAUUAGAAUGCAUACUGGCGAACGUCCAUAUGAGUGUCCGGAGUGUAAAAAAAAAUUGAAGACACAAAGUUCACUAACGGAGCAUGUUAACGGGCAUAAGCGGCCUUAUCCAUGUCCAGAGUGUAAGCAACGGUUUGGUAAGCGGAACUCUCUGUCGAGGCACAUGUUGCUGCACACUGGGGAGCGUCCGCACAGCUGUACGGGUUGUCCGAUGACUUUUGUGCAACGUUCGUCGAUGCUGCUGCACAUGCGGCGGUUUCACGAGCCCGGACUCAAGCGGGUAAGGAAAAAUAAGAAAGGUGCGAAAAAAACUAAUAAAAAGAAGGAUUGCUAAAGAGGAAAAAAAUUAUAGUGGUGAAUGAUAAGGUAUUUUUAUUUUAUAAUGUACACGUUGUACACGUGACGUCUGUAAACGUGUCGUGGCAUAAGUGGAAGUCUGGAUGACAGUCUGAAGCCCUGUAAAGUAUAGCAAUUCAUUUUCUUGUGCCCUCAAAGGGAAUCAUGCAUCAAUAUAGUUUUGCGUUAAGUAUAUGAAUUUUACACAAUGUGACAGAAACACAGCUGUAGUUAGGAGAAAAUAGAAUAGUAUUUAUUAACUAAGUUGGCAGCGAUUUUGAUAGCCCAAACGGUGCAAGUGUUAUUUAAACGUCAAAAUCUCAUAGAAGUCUUACGUUUAAAAUAACGACUUGUACCGUCCGGGCUAUAAAAAUCACUACCAACUUAACUUUGCCUUAUUCUAGCCGACCUGAGUUUUUGUCGUGUACAGGUAUUGUCUAUUUCUCACGAUAAGUUGACGGUAUUUUAUAUCGGGUUAUAACAACAUAUAUAA